AGACAAAAGCAUGUCUAUGUACGAAAGCGUUCAUUGGCUGAGGUCAGCACUGUGACGUAGUCAUGCUGUAUUCAGUAUGGAUGCUGUUCAGUCCGCUGUUAGCCCAAUGCUGCAGCUGCUCUUUUAAAUAACACAAUUUGCCCUUAAAAUGAUCAUCUGUGAGUGUUGAUUGUGUUUCUUCCUCACAGAGGGAGUUGAAACUGAAAGAUGACUGACAGCGGGGAUCUGUGUCCUCAUCUGGACUGUAUUGGUGAAGUUACUAAAGAAGAACUAACUCAGAAAUCAAAGGGCACGUGUCAGUCAUGUGGGGUAGGUGGUCCCAACCUCUGGGCUUGUUUACAGUGUGACUGCCAUUAUGUAGGCUGUGGGGAAUCAUAUUCAGAUCACAGUACUAUACAUGCACAGGCCAAAAAACACAAUCUGACAGUAAACCUGACCACAUUCAGGGUGUGGUGUUAUGUCUGUGAAAGGGAGGUGUUUCUGGAACCAAAGCCUGUUACACCUAUACCAGUAGCUCACCGCUUCAAACCUCUUGAACAGGAUCCUCUACCCCACACAGCAUGUCACCCAUUGAAGGCGGUGCCUAUCGCAGUGGCAGAUGAGGAAGGCUCAGAAUCUGAAGAGGAUGAGCUCAAACCUAGAGGUCUCACAGGGAUGAAGAACAUUGGCAACUCCUGUUAUAUGAAUGCUGCUCUGCAGGCUUUAUCUAACUGCCCUCCUUUGACUCAGUUUUUCCUGGAUUGCAGUGGUUUGGUGCGGACAGAUAAGAAGCCAGCAUUGUGUAAAAGCUAUCAGAAGCUUGUCUCUGAGCUCUGGCACAAGAAACGGCCGAGUUAUGUUGUUCCUACUAGUCUCUUUCAUGGCAUCAAACUAGUGAACCCUAUGUUUCGAGGCUACGCUCAACAGGACACUCAGGAGUUCUUACGGUGUUUGAUGGACCAACUUCACGAAGAGCUAAAAGAGCCCCUGACAGACUGCGGUGCUGCAAUCUCAGACAUCAACCACGAUCGCAGCUUUGAUAACCGUAACCAUGGCGAUGGAGACCGAAGCCCCUCGGAGGACGAAUUCCUGUCGUGUGACUCCGGAUCAGGCAGUGAAAGAGGUGACGGAGAGAGGUCAGGAGGAGAAGCGGAGCUGCUGAUCCAGGAUGAGUGUGUUGGAGUGAGAGGGAAUGGAGGGAUCUCAGAGAAAGAGAGGCUGAAGGAGAGAAGAGGUGAGGAGAGGACACGAGAAAUGGAUGAGGAUGCAGAUGUAGACACGGCUGCCCAGGAGGGACAGACAGAGAGAACAGAAGCAGUCACCACGUCCACUACUGUGCAAGCACCAGGAAAUAUAGAGCCUGAUAAUGAAGCUUCCAUGAACUGUCCAUCUUCUCGUCCCUGUAGCCCCAUCCACAGUGUUCAGGAGCUGCAUGCCAAACUCUCCAGCAGUCCACCGAGGUCAAGCCCUCUCAGAACUGGUCCCACUUACACUUUAAUAAAAGCUCAGAUGCUCCUGGGAACCAAGAAGAAGAAGCAGUCCCGUUUCCGCAGUGUUAUUUCGGACAUUUUUGAUGGAUCCAUUCUGAGUCUUGUUCAGUGUUUGACAUGCGACCGGGUGUCAACGACAGUCGAGACAUUUCAGGACCUGUCCUUGCCUAUUCCCGGUAAAGAGGAUUUGGCCAAACUCCAUUCCUCCAUCCACCAGAGUGCCCCUGUUAAAACUGGUGUCUACACAGAUGGCUAUGUCACCCAGGGCUGGAUCUCCUACAUCAUGGAGUCCAUACGACGGAUUGUGGUGUCCUGUAUUCCCAGCUGGUUUUGGGGCCCUAUGGUCACGCUGGAGGACUGCCUGGCAGCUUUUUUCGCUGCUGAUGAGUUGAAGGGAGACAACAUGUACAGCUGUGAACGAUGUAAAAAAUUGAGAAAUGGUGUGAAAUAUUGUAAAGUUCUUCGUCUACCAGAAAUUUUGUGCGUUCACCUGAAGCGCUUCAGGCAUGAGGUCAUGUACUCAUUUAAGAUAAAUAGCCAUGUGUCAUUCCCAUUGGAGGGUUUGGAUCUCAAACCCUUCCUGGCUAAGGAGAGCCCCUCUCAGAUUACUACCUACGACCUGCUGUCUGUCAUCUGUCACCAUGGCACUGCUGGCAGUGGACAUUACAUAGCAUACAGUCAGAAUGUGAUAAAUGGACAGUGGUACGAGUUUGACGAUCAAUAUGUAACAGAGGUGCAUGAGACCGUAGUGCAGAACGCUGAAGCAUACGUUCUCUUCUACAGGAAGAGCAGUGAGGAGUCUGUGAGAGAAAGACAGAAGGUUGUAGCUCUGGCUAAUUUAAAAGAGCACAGUCUCCUGCAGUUCUACAUCUCUAGAGAAUGGCUUAACAAGUUCAACACGUUCACUGAGCCGGGGCCCAUUACCAACCACACUUUCCUCUGUCAACAUGGAGGUAUCCCUCCUACUAAGUACCAUUAUGUGGAUGAUCUGGUAGUGAUCCUGCCUCAGAAUGUGUGGGAAUAUCUGUAUAACAGGUUUGGGGGAGGCCCGGCCGUAAAUCACUUAUAUGUGUGCGCCAUCUGCCAAGUAGAAAUCGAGACUUUAGCCAAACGGCGGAAACAGGAGAUAGACACCUUCAUCAAGUUAAAUAAGGAGUUUCAGGCUGAGGAAUCUCCUACGGUCAUUCUGUGCAUCAGCAUGCAGUGGUUCAGAGAAUGGGAGAACUUUGUCAAGGGCAAAGAUAACGAGCCACCAGGUCCAAUUGACAACAGCAAGAUUGCAGUAAUGAAAAGCGGACAUAUCCAGCUCAAACAGGGAGCAGACUAUGGGCAGAUUUCUGAGGAAACAUGGCAGUACUUGUUAAGUAUUUAUGGCGGAGGGCCAGAGAUUGCUGUGAGGCAAACCAUCAGCCCCCCAGACACUGACACACAUGGAGAGAGGAAGAUCGAGGCAGAAACCAGAGCCCUCUGAGGUGGUGAUGAUGUUUCGUGUGGAUGGCCUUUUACGCUACGCUUACAUUUGUGUCUCACAAGCACUUCGUGAGCAUUUCUGUGGAUCCGUUACCUGUGACUGACAGAGCUGUCAUAAACGGGUCUUAUUUAUUAAAUGUAUUAUCAGGCACAUGCAAAAUGAAACUUAUAAUGAAAUAUUUAUUAGAAAUAUUCACAAACAGGGCGCCAUCUCUGUUAUGCUUGUUUUGUCCAUGGAACUAAGGGCAAUGAUGUAAGCUUAGCAUUUCAGUAUGUUAUUUCUUCUAUCGUGCAGAGGUAAAUAUAUGAUAAAUAACAUGGUAUUAGCGGGACACAGAGCUGUCACUUUGAACUAAUGUUAGAGCUUUUUUCUGACUUUUGCGAAAGCAAGUCUGGCUUAAAAUUAGUCUAUGCAUGUUCAAAGCAGCUUUUCCUGGCACCUGUAUUCACAAUACUUUAAACUACUUGACAUGGUCACAUAUUCAGAUGUAAUGCAAUAGAAAAUGAAGUCAUUGUGAGUUUGCUCAUGUGUGAGUUCUUUUAGCUAGUCACAAAAUGAAAUAUGAAAACGCAGCAGAGUCGCAUUUUUUCUCUUCAAAUU
Triplophysa rosa is the source of this 3540-nucleotide messenger RNA. RefSeq names its product ubiquitin specific peptidase 20 (gene usp20). Gene Ontology annotation, biological process: protein deubiquitination. Gene Ontology annotation, molecular function: cysteine-type deubiquitinase activity; zinc ion binding. The record is from RefSeq and is a predicted model, not a curated record. The transcript has 25 exons. Bases 208 to 2940 code for a protein of 910 amino acids. NCBI's taxonomy places the organism in Eukaryota, Metazoa, Chordata, Actinopteri, Cypriniformes, Nemacheilidae.